AUGACGUCCCAAUCUCUAAAAGGCACGACAGUGCUCGUGACGGGUGCAGCCGGUGGCCUAGGGAAGGCUAUUGCCACGGCAUACCUGAAUGAGGGCGCGAAUGUUGCGAUAUGCGAUAUAAACGAGACCAGGCUCAACGCCACUCGCGAGCAGUUUGAAUCAACGGGGCGUUUUCUAGCCCUCAAGUCAGACGUCACGGACGAAGCUGCGGUGCAGUCUCUGGUCGAGGAGACCGUAGCCAAGUUCGGCCGCCUGGACAUCCUCGUGAACAACGCCGGCAUGAUGGACGCCUUCGACCCCGUGGGCGACCUGUCCAAGCAGACCUGGGACCGCGUCAUCGGGCUCAACCUCACGGGCAGCUUCCUGUGCAUGAAGUACGCCGUGGCGCAGAUGCAGAAGCAGCAGGAGCCGCGCGGCGGCACCAUCCUGCAGAUCGGCAGCAACGCGUCGUACAUGGGCUUCUGCGCCGGCGCCGUCUACACCGUCUCCAAGCACGGCGUCGCCGCCCUGGUCAAGCACACGGCUGGCCACUACGGCGACGAGGGCAUCUAUGCAGUCGGCCUCAUGCUCGGCGCCAUGGUCGACACCAACAUCUCCGAGGCCCUCGGCAUGCACGGCUUCAACCAGGCCGCCUACGCCAAGAACGCCAGCGCGAGCUUCCGCCCCGAGGCCGACGCCGUCCAGCUGAGGGACGUCGCAAAGUACUGCGUCUUCUUGGCCGACCGGAGCAUCGCCGCCACGGCCAACGGGAGCUGUGUGCCGUUCAACAAGAACUGGCCCAAGGCGUAA
Molecule: messenger RNA, 789 nt
Organism: Neoarthrinium moseri
Lineage: Eukaryota; Fungi; Ascomycota; Sordariomycetes; Amphisphaeriales; Apiosporaceae
Exons: 1
Coding region: 1-789 (262 amino acids)
Molecular function (GO): oxidoreductase activity
Source: RefSeq, a predicted model, not a curated record